GGUCAAAACAUCACUUGAUGCGUUGAGGAUGCAACGUGAUCUUUGCAACGGUGGGCUUGCAUGCGCCGUUGUGUGGGUGUCAUCGACCUGCCUUCUUCUUCUUCUUUCAUUGUCAUCCUUGGUUGGAGCUGAGUCAUCUCUAAAAGCUACAACAGGUCGAUGUCCAUCCUUCGAAGAGCAAAACAUUUGUCCAUCGAGGUCACCAUCCUGUAAGAUAGAUUCCGAAUGUCAAUUAUUCGAAGAACGUUGCUGCAAAACAGCCUGCGGAUUGAGAUGCGUCGGUAGCGAACUAUCAGGAUGCGAACAAUUGGCUUUGGCAGCUGUUAAGAGAUUCCGUGCUCUUGACAGUUGGACCGUGAUAUCGCAAUAUAUACCAAAAUGUAAUAACAAAACAGGAGAUUUUGAGAGGGUACAGUGUGAUCCCGAGAAAAAACGUUGUUGGUGCGUCGACGAGAAGAUUGGUAGUGAAAUUCCUGGAACGAUAGGAUCUAACAUCGAUGAUAUUGAUUGCAAUAAUCCUAAACCAUGUCCAGCACAUUCUUGUCGAAUGUUUUGCCCGCUUGGAUUCGAAAUCGAUACGAACAGUGGGUGUCCCAAGUGUGAAUGCAGAGAUCCAUGUCGUGGUAUAACUUGUCCAAGUCCGGGUCAGAUAUGUGAAUUAAUCGAUGUACCCUGUGCACGUCCUCCGUGUCCACCGGUGCCAAGCUGUCGUAAAGCUAAAUCCCUCUUCAACGUAUGCCCGGCAGGUGAACCAUUGCAAAUCACAGAUUCUUUGAGACCAUUCCUAUGCGGUAAUACAGCAGGAAAACCAAGUUGUCCGCCGAUGUAUAGAUGUUUGGUAGAUCCGAAACAGGAAUAUGGGGUUUGUUGUCCCUCAAAUUUCAAUUUAACGAGAGCCGGUACUUGCCCAAACGAGGAACCAACGAUUUGUGGUAGAACGUGCCAACACGAUUUGGAAUGUCCACCGCCACAGAAAUGUUGUCAAAGUGAACGCUGCGGUGGUAGUUGUUUUAUACCCGAAAAUCUUAGCGUAUGUCGGCAUGAUCGUAUGCUGGCAGAAAUGUUAAGUAUUUCGGAAAAACAGGGCCGAGGUUACAUACCGCAAUGUACGGAAGAAGGAGAAUUUCAAACUAAACAAUGUUCGAGGAACGGUCUGGUAUGUUGGUGUGUCGAUGAUGUUGGUCGAAAGAUAUCUGGUUCAAUGGGACCAGCUGAUAAAGUAAAUUGUACGUCGAUUGCCAAGGCAAGAUCUUUAUCGACAUCUUGCAUUCAACAACAGUGCGCUCAAGUUUGUCAAUAUGGAUUUAAAACUGAUUCUUCCGGUUGUUCUACAUGCGAAUGCGAUAAUCCUUGCGAGGGUUUUCCAUGUCCAUCCGAAGAAGAGUGUGUGCUCAAACAGGAAACGAAUUGUCCUGAUUUUCUUUGUCCUACCAAGCCAGAAUGUAAAGCAAAAAGAACUUAUAAAAGCCCUUGCAUUUUCGGUACACCUCUGAGCGACGAAGAAGGUAAUGCGAUCACGUGUUCUAACAAUCAGACCUGUCCAUAUAAUUACGCGUGUACAGUGGUACCGGAAGCUGGACAAUCAAUCUGUUGCGCUAUACCAUCGACCACAGUAAAAAAAUUAUCAAUGUGCGAAUAUCUGCGAGAUUUCGGUGAACGAAUGGAAGGUACGAGAGAAGGUAUGUCCUUGGCUGUUCCACCACCGCAAUGCGAGGAAAAUGGUACUUACAAGCCUUUGCAAUGUAAUAACGGUACCUGUGCUUGCGUGAAUCAGUACGGAGUUAUUUUGCGCGGUGACGUCAGUCCCGAGACCGAUUGCAAAAGUCUUAAAAGUCCUUGGCAAGUGUGUACCCCGAUAUCGUGCGAUUUGGUAUGUCCUUACGGUUACGACAUAGAUACGAAUGGUUGCGAGCAAUGUAAUUGUCACGAUCCUUGUAAAGAUGUGUCUUGUGGCCUACGAGAAGUUUGCACAAUGGUGGACGUAAAUUGUGGCACAGGAGAAUAUUGUCCACCCGUUCCUGCAUGUCUGACAACGAAACCCGGACAAUGUCCCUAUUUGGUACCAAGUUCGUCGAGCUGUGAAUUACAAUGUAGUAACGAUCAAGAGUGUUCGAAUUCGGAUAAAUGUUGUUCAACAGGUUGUGGUACGCAAUGCGUAGCACCUGUCAUGGCCACUGCUUGUCAACAUGCACAGGCUGUAGCCAAGCACGCGGCUAGAGAAUCUGGUGAACCAGCGAGAAGAAUUUAUAUACCUAGAUGUGACGUCAAUGGGGCAUUCGAGGCAGUCCAAUGUCACAACGGUAUGUGUUGGUGCGUCGACGUGGAAGGAAGAGAAGCUGCAGGUACACGCGUUCUCGAAGGUAUCGUACCGAGAUGUAACAAGCCUCAAAGAUGUCCAGAAAUCGAUUGUAAGCUCGAUUGUCGAUCGGAAGGUUUUGAAUUGGAUCUAGAUAGUGGUUGUCCUAUGUGCUCAUGUAGAGAUCCAUGUAAAAGAGUAACUUGUCGCGGUGAGAAUGAAGCUUGUAGAAUGGUCGAGGUGGCUUGUAGUGUACCACCUUGUCCACCAGUACCAGUUUGUUUACCGAAGAAGGAUAAUCCAUGUCCAAAUGGAACGCCUCUUCUAGAUCAAAAUAGAUUACCUGCUACUUGUGGUCCUCACGGUCAUCAAUGUCCAUCUACACACAAGUGCGAGUUGUCGCCGUUAGAUGAAUAUGCUGUUUGUUGUCCAAAACCACGUGAGGUUUGUUUUGAACCAUUACGUACAGUACCGUGUAAUACGACGACAAUGUACAAUGAAACAAAUAGAUGGUACUUCGAUCCAGAGAAAAACGAAUGCAGAAUAAAAACCGAAUGUACGCAUGGCCAUAAUGAUUUCUCAAGUCGUUUGAUAUGCGACACCGUUUGUCCUGUCUUGUCUCAGUGCGAAAGACUCCGAGAGAAAAAUUUGAAAACAUCACAAAGAUUAAAACAAUCGACAUUUCUACCUAGAUGCAAUCAAGAUACUGGCAUGUGGGAAUCUGUUCAAUGUUUGGAACACGUUGGUGUUUGUUGGUGUGUUAAUAGAAAAGGACAACCCAUGAAAGGAUCGCUUAUCAGAGGACUCGAACCAAAAUGUAACUUUAGACAGGCUAGACGUGGCGGUAGAGGUCCUACGAAUCAAGAAAUAGAUUACAAGAUUCAGGCCUUCAUGGAAGGUACUUUGUUGGAAUUAUUAGAGGCUGAUGAGAAACAAAUGAAAAAGAUCAUCGUUACCAGAUGCCAAGCAAUGAGAGACAGAGGUCAUGUAUCGGCUAUAUGCGAUCGUCAAGGUAAAUUUGAACCUACUCAAUGUGCUGGUGAUACAUGCUGGUGCGUCGACGAAGCUGGCAAUCAACUGGUUGGCUCAGAACCAUUUUUAAAAGGAACUAACAUAUGUUUACCAACUCCAAUUGAGGCAGUAGAAGUCAUAUUACGUUUUCCAGGAAGAUUUUUAAUAACCGACAAGGUACGCUUUAAAGGGGAAGCUAAAAAAUUUUUGUACGAAUUAGGUGCAAGGAUAAAGGACGAUAUUGAAGUAGAUCUCGAACGUGAUUCGGCCUUUUUGAAAUUUGAUAUUAUCGGUACGAAUAAGGUCGACAUAGCUUUUCAUUUGGAAGAAUUGACAAGGAUGCAGAAACUAUUAAUCCUUGGGUCAUUGGCCGAUGAAACGACGUCACGAUUCACACAUAAAUCUAUGCCAGUCGCUGUUGAAAACAGGAUCGUUGCGUUAGAGCAACGGGAGAUUCUAACGGAAGUUGAAGCACCCGUUUAUCAAACGGCCACUUUGGUUUUAGCGGCAGCCAGCGCCUUUGUUAUCAGCAGCUUGAUAAUCCUCUUAAUGUUGUAUCGAAAAAAGAUGAAGAUGAAGGAUCCAAGAAAAACUUUGCCGAUGGAUCAACAUUUCCUUGCUUAUAAUCAACAACCGGUUUACGUAAUAUCCGGCCUGGAAAAAGAUGAAAAGGAUGCAGGACAACUACAAGAAAAUGCACUUGCUACGAGACAACCAUUAUUGAAAAUCUUUCGAUCCUCGACAUAUUCAGAUUGAUUUUUACGAGAUAUAAUUAACAGGUUAUGUAUCCAAACUAUAUUAACAUA
Vespa mandarinia (Asian giant hornet) is the source of this 4113-nucleotide messenger RNA. RefSeq lists its product as uncharacterized. NCBI's taxonomy places the organism in Eukaryota, Metazoa, Arthropoda, Insecta, Hymenoptera, Vespidae. Gene Ontology annotation, cellular component: basement membrane; extracellular region. Gene Ontology annotation, biological process: cell-matrix adhesion. The record is from RefSeq and is a predicted model, not a curated record. Gene Ontology annotation, molecular function: serine-type endopeptidase inhibitor activity.